UCGGGUGUGGUGAAUGACUACAGAGUGAACGCGGAACGUGACUCAGUGUUCAUCGUGGAGCCUCGAUUCGUUCUAGUUUCCGGUUUUCAGUCGUUUUUCGAGCCUCUUUUACUGUUAAUCGAUAGCUGCAAAAUGUCUUCCCGCAAAACUGCUGGACGCCGUGCCACUACGAAAAAACGCGCUCAACGUGCGACGUCAAAUGUCUUUGCGAUGUUUGACCAGGCACAGAUUGCUGAAUUCAAAGAAGCUUUCAACAUGAUCGAUCAGAAUCACGAUGGAUUCAUUGACAAGGAGGAUUUGCACGACAUGCUUGCCUCUCUGGGUAAGAAUCCUACUGAUGACUAUUUGGAGGCAAUGAUGAACGAAGCACCUGGACCUAUCAACUUUACAAUGUUUUUGACAUUGUUUGGAGAGAGAUUGCAAGGAACUGAUCCUGAAGAUGUAAUUAAGAAUGCCUUUGGUUGUUUUGAUGAGGAAAAUACUGGUCAUAUAAAUGAGGAGCGCCUUCGCGAAUUGCUUACAACAAUGGGUGACAGGUUUACGGAUGAUGAUGUAGACGAAAUGUACCGUGAAGCACCGAUCAAAGGCUCGAUGUUCGACUAUCUAGAGUUUACUCGAAUCCUAAAGCACGGCGCGAAGGAUAAGGAUGAGCAGUAGUGAGCGGAUUUAGCUUAAACCGCGUAUCCUGAGACGAAAUCGUAGAUAGUAUUUGAAAUUUCUCGCGUAUUUCGCAUUUCUAAAUUCAUCAGAUUUUUAUUUACAAAAUAAUAUAAAUAUAUUCAAUAAAUAUUAUUAAUAAAUAAUAAAAAAAUUGUAGCGUGAUAUGCAUGAAGCAAUUGAAUUACAAAGAAUUGUAAUCUCGCAGUAUUUAUGUAUAUUUUCAUAAAAAUCGAAAGAAAAAUGAUAAUUGAAUAAAUGAGUGAUUUGGAAAUGCGAGAUAUGUCGUUUAGAAAUAUCUUUUCGAAGUAUUCAAUUAUAACCAUUUUUUGUGAAUGAUUUACUGUAUACAGUCGAUGAAAGUUAUACGUGUAAAAUAUUUAUAUAUAUAAAUCGAAGACAUGUAAUUGUUGUAGAUUCAGCAUUUAUAUUUUAAUAUAAUAUUCUAUUGUGUAUGAAAAA
Messenger RNA from Cataglyphis hispanica, 1119 nucleotides. It is a transcript of the gene sqh, whose product is annotated as myosin regulatory light chain sqh. NCBI's taxonomy places the organism in Eukaryota, Metazoa, Arthropoda, Insecta, Hymenoptera, Formicidae. Bases 133 to 657 code for a protein of 174 amino acids. Gene Ontology annotation, molecular function: calcium ion binding; myosin heavy chain binding. Gene Ontology annotation, cellular component: cytoplasm; myosin II complex. The record is from RefSeq and is a predicted model, not a curated record. The transcript is spliced from 4 exons. Gene Ontology annotation, biological process: post-embryonic development; locomotion.